AUGCAGCCCUCGCCACUCGCCAAUCCAUUGGCAUCCGUAGCCCAAUUGGAGAGCUCCGGGUCACAGCUCGACGGAAUAUCGCAAGAUCUCGAAGAGUCAGUUCGCUAUGCUGGCGCACGACUCACACAGGCUGCUGGUGUGCUACUUAGGCUGCCACAGGAAGUAAUAGCACAAGCUGUCAUCGUGUUCAUGAGGUUUUGGGUUGGUACAGAAGGUGGGAGUCUGGCUGAGUUUGACGCUGGCCAAGUCUCAGCCUCCUCACUAUACCUUGCCACAAAACUCUCUGCAUACCCAAAGUCAGCGCGUAGUCUUGUCAACGUCUACGCCUACCUCGAUGCGUUUCCCCUUCCUCCAAUGGGCGCCGAGCCUAAUGAAAGCAACGCGGAGAUGCACUAUACCGAGCAACAUGUGCUUAAGAAGCUUGGAUUCCAGGUACAUGCGAACCUACCAUAUGCACUGUGCGUCACAUAUAUGCAAGCGCUCGAUGUCUUCACACAUCCACGCGUCUCUGAGCUUGCGAAACGAGCAAUUGCACAUCUCAACACCGCACUGCUAAGCCCUCAACUUAUGUACCUUACGCACCGACCUCCGAGCCUGGCGACUGCAGCGAUAUACCUUGCGGCAAGAGAAACAGGCAUCAAGUUGCCGGAAGUUCAAUGGUGGGAAGUAUUUGAUACAGACAGGGAAGAGCUUGGCUUCCUUUGCGUCGGCUUCCUCAGCACGCAAGGAUUUGCUGAGCAGGAGAAGUCAAACUGGGUUGGGCGAAGGGUCCCUCUUACUGUCGAGGAAGUAAAAGCAGAAAUGAGGAGACGGAUUGAAGAGAGCGAGGCGUGA
Messenger RNA from Didymella exigua CBS 183.55, 834 nucleotides. RefSeq lists its product as uncharacterized. Gene Ontology annotation, biological process: regulation of transcription by RNA polymerase II. The coding region runs from base 1 to 834 and encodes 277 amino acids. The transcript is spliced from 3 exons. The record is from RefSeq and is a predicted model, not a curated record. NCBI's taxonomy places the organism in Eukaryota, Fungi, Ascomycota, Dothideomycetes, Pleosporales, Didymellaceae. Gene Ontology annotation, molecular function: cyclin-dependent protein serine/threonine kinase regulator activity. Gene Ontology annotation, cellular component: nucleus.